AGUGAGGGAACAGAGAAAAGAGGAGACUGACCUUUUACCCAAACCUUCUCUACCUGUGAAUGACUUCGUGAGGAACGCCAGCAAAGCUCUGCGUUUUUCUCUCGGAUUACAAAAGCAGGAUUUCUCUUUCUAACUCAAGAUAUAUCAUGAAGCUCCUCCUAUUGACUGUGGCGGUGCUGCUCCUGGUGGUGGGAGAGGGCACUGCAGAGAGAAUCCUGUCGAGAAGGACCAAGAGGGAGCUUGCCAGUCCUCUCCAUGUCGGAGGCAUCAGGGACCCGUUUGGCUCCUACUGCCAGAGGAGAGGAGGUUGCUGCCCCGGCAGAGACGACCUGUGCACGGUUCCCUACCUGGACACCAUCUGCUACUGCGACCUGUUCUGCAACCGUACCGUCUCCGACUGCUGCCCCGACUUCUGGGGUCACUGUCUAGGCAUAGAGCCACCUUUCAUUGGCACCUGUGAAAGAAAUGGAAACAAGUUCUUUACAGGGCAAACAUACAAAGAGAACUGCAAUUUAUGCACAUGUGGGACCACAGGACGCUGGGAGUGCGAGCAGAACGCCUGUCUGAUGGAUUCUGACAUGAUCCAUGCCAUCAACAGAGGAAACUAUGGGUGGAAGGCAGCUAACUACAGUCAGCUCUACGGCAUGACUCUAGACGAGGGCGUCCGAUACCGCCUGGGCACGCAGAGACCCUCCAGGACCAUCAUGAACAUGAAUGAGAUCCAGAUGAACAUGGAUCCUCAGACCGACCGCCUGCCUCUCUACUUCAACUCAGCAGAGAAGUGGCCCGGAAAGAUUCAUGAACCGCUGGACCAGGGCAACUGUGCUGCAUCCUGGGCUUUCUCAACUGCAGCUGUGGCAUCAGACAGAAUCUCCAUCCAGUCAAUGGGUCACAUGACUCCUCAGCUGUCCCCCCAGAAUCUUAUCUCCUGUGACACUCGCAACCAGGGGGGCUGUGCUGGGGGACGCAUCGACGGAGCCUGGUGGUACCUCCGGCGUAGAGGAGUGGUGACAGAAGACUGUUAUCCAUACCGCCCCCCACAGCAAACGCCAGCGGAGGUGGGCCGCUGCAUGAUGCAGAGCCGCUCGAUCGGCAGGGGGAAGAGGCAGGCCACGCAGCGCUGCCCCAACACACACAACUACCAGAACGACAUCUACCAGUCCACACCGCCCUACAGGCUCUCAUCCAACGAAAAGGAGAUCAUGAAGGAGAUUAUGGAUAAUGGCCCCGUGCAAGCUAUUAUGGAGGUGCACGAGGACUUCUUUGUCUAUAAGAAUGGGAUCUACAAACACACUGACGUCAGCUUCACCAAACCUCCACAAUACCGCAAACACGGCACACACUCCGUCAGGAUCACUGGGUGGGGCGAGGAGAGAAACUUUGAUGGGACAUCAAAAAAAUAUUGGAUCGCUGCCAACUCCUGGGGAAAGAACUGGGGAGAGAACGGCUACUUCCGCAUUGCUCGCGGGGGCAACGAGUGCGAGAUUGAAACCUUUGUGAUUGGCGUCUGGGGCAGGAUCACGAUGGAGGACAUGCACAACCAUCACCACCACCACCAUCGCCGACAUGUUUAGAGACACAACAGAUGUUAAAACCCCACCGAGGCCUUUGUUUUUUAUCCCAACUAUAGCUGGUUUUUGCCCCAGAGGAGAACCACACCAAGAGUCUCAGAACUUCAGCACAUCCCCUUACCCAUCAAGCUGGCUGGGACAGCCGCAAAUCAACCCCAGAGCCCCUGAACCCUCUCUUUUUUAUACCUUACUUUACUCUGGGGAUCAAUACAACCCCUCUUCUCCUCCAUCGUUAACUGUUUAAGAGAACAACCCUCCCCACGCUCCCUGUAUCACAACUUUUAUGGCACCAAAACACAAAGAACAACUCAACCAAGCUAAAGCUCCUCUACGAUGCCUUGCAAUUAGGCUCCUCAGGUACCUACUGAUCCAAAGACCACACUUCCCAGAAUCCUCAGCGUAAUAUCCGGUGACACGUGUUCAUGUCAAAGUUGGGUGAUGACAGAAGGAGAAGCUCAAUCCCAUUUUUUUUAUCCUUCUUUGUGCUUCUUUGUCAACCUGAACCUUUUCUAGCUCUAAAUCGAUAAUCCAGACGGGCUGGAAAAGAGGAAAUCUGAGAGGCAGACUAUCAGACAUCCAACCCUUUCAGAGAGACGCACCCAGCCGAACCGUGUAACAUGACGAUAUAUCACAGAUGACCUUUCUGACGCUUACCUGUUGACUAUACAGAGGCGCGGUUCGGCUCGUUCCCUCAGUUUUAGAGAGGACACUUGUAUAGAGUUAGCAGCUGCAGGCGGUAGAGUUUCUCACACAUUCCAGGAAAAACAUAGAAUCUGACACUGGAAGCAGCAUGAGGUUUGAUGUGGAGUAUAACUUUACAAAAGUUUCAUUUUUAGGACGUUUUACAGUGCCACCAACCGUAACCAGCAAUCAAAAUGACUCCCAAUGCUGUACCAUUGGACAUUUGAAAACAGUUUAAUAAUGAAACAGGCUAAAUCUUGUCCGUUCUUCUACACGUUUAUCCCGGGAAGCACAGUGUCAGUAGAUUAAACAUGUAUCAUUCUCUCUCAAUCAAUAAUUUUCAGUCACACUAGAUGAAAAAAAGACACCGUUCCCAAUGAUUGACACAUUAAUAAAAGCUCGACCCCGCCGUCUCAUUUGAAAGCAAUACAACACUGAUGCGGUAAGAGGUUGAACAGAUUGUAAUGCCUUAAAGAAACAGAGUUGGUUUGAGCACUGCGAAAGAAAGUGUUUGUGUAUAGUAGUCUUCAUUUGCUCUGUUCUGUGUACACUGUUACAAUUUGAGCUAAAGAUGUUAUUUUUUGUGUUGCAGUUAUAUUUUGAAGUUUUAUUUUACUACUCGUUUAAAGAUGUACUGUAUGUAGUAACUUUCAUAACACACUCAUCACUCAGUCGCCUUUCUGCUUGCGCUUCUACUUAGUUUAUUUGACCACAGCGAGGAGGAUGAGGGGGGUAAUACUGCUGCUAAAGUCCAGUCUGUGCUACAGUAUUUGACUGCAGAGCCUUUAGUUGGAUACAUUUCAUGUGUAAUAAACAUGCAAAGCCACGCCUAGCGAACGCCAAAACACCGGAUAUGUUCUCAUAUUGUAUUUCUUGUUUUCGUGGUUUUCUGCUGGAAAGCUUAACAUGUGUCAACUUAUCAGCCAUGUGCCUAUCUUUGCUGCAGUACCACAGUGCUUUAUGUCUUCAUUUCACCUGGUUGCGGGCUGAUUGAGGGAUUUUCAGAUCUUUUAGGAGCACGGCCUCACUUGAAAAGGAAAGCACGGUGCAUUCUUGCCACUUACCUUAAAUUACAUCCUGUUGUGCUUCAGCUGUGACUUCAAAAGGCUUUUCUAUUUCUAUAUCAUCAUGUCUUGUGAUCUUUAGGGUCCCCGUAUCAUCUCCUUCAGGCUUGGAUAGGCAGAUAGACAUAAAAGCAGACAGCAAUGUCUGGAUGGACAGGCAAUGUGCAAUGUGGUGGAGGGGAUGUAGAUAGAUAAGCAAUUACAACAUGUUUCUCAUGCAGUGUACUCAAUCUUUGCUUUCAUUCUAAAGUGAGCGAGGGCGGGGGGUGAUGAAGAGCAGCCCGACAACAUGAGAUACACAACAGGUUUACAAUAAAUGACACCAAUGACAAUGUGAAACAGCUCUUUGGUCUGAAGAGUGAUUAAUCUUCUGUUGGCUGAAAGAAGGAGAUUCUUCUCAUACAGUAUAUUUUCCUCUGUGGGCAUGUUGCUAUAGCUCCUUUACAAGAGAGAAAAAGAUCAAUGGACAAAACUUCAGCUGCGAGUUUGGUUUGUGUUACUGUGCUGCAGCCUUCGCUCAAAGUGCACAGAUUUGGUCUUGCUUGUUUCAUUACAAUUUACGCAUAUUUUCCCCAGUGGAGUUGGGAAGCCUUAAUAUUAAUUAAUGCAUAUUUCAGAACCUCCCACCUCAAGAGCAGCAUCAGUGUGAGAUGCAUGAGUUCUGUGUGUGUGUUACAAACAGGUUACAGACUGGUGAAAAAAGCAAACAAGUCAUUUGAAUAUUGAAAUCUGACCAAAGAUGGAACCAUUUCGUUUCCGCAGAGCAGAGACAUCUUGUUGUCAAUGCCCAUUUCUUUUGCUUGCAGUAUGUUGGAUAAAUGUUCAUUCAGGCUCAUUGUUAGCCUGGACCUAAAUGAUGCACAUGACACCGCACACAUGGAAAAGCUCUUAUGCUGUAGCAUUUCCAAGGAAAUGUUCGCAAACAACACAUGCCGCCUUAAUUCUGAGUAUUUUUAGAUAAAGGUUCAGAUGGGACCAAAAAUAAUAAUUGCCAAUUAUUCUCUGCAAAACCUGAAGCUAUUCCAUAGAGAUUGAUCUUAACUUAAUUACACGACCUCUCCUCCAAACUCCCCCCAGGAGCUGCAGCAGACAUCCACUCAGAAGUUGUGUAUUUUAUGUAAAAUGAACCACUCCAUAUUCACUGAUGUGUAGAUCUUAUUUAUGACAAGAUGUGUAAAUUAUAUACUUUUAUUCUUUGUUUUUUCCUGUGCAAUGUUUUAUUAUCUCUCUGUCUCUUGUAUUGUGUGCACUAAAUUGCAAUACCACAUUCGUGUUCACAUGUGCGGCACAAUAAAGUCUUUCCA
Chelmon rostratus (copperband butterflyfish) is the source of this 4620-nucleotide messenger RNA. RefSeq names its product tubulointerstitial nephritis antigen-like 1 (gene tinagl1). Gene Ontology annotation, biological process: proteolysis. The record is from RefSeq and is a predicted model, not a curated record. Gene Ontology annotation, cellular component: lysosome. The coding region runs from base 147 to 1574 and encodes 475 amino acids. Lineage: Eukaryota; Metazoa; Chordata; Actinopteri; Chaetodontiformes; Chaetodontidae. Gene Ontology annotation, molecular function: cysteine-type peptidase activity; peptidase inhibitor activity. The transcript has 12 exons.